AUGGCGUUGAUACCUACGGAGAUUCGCGAGAAGUUCAAGGGUCUGGAAACCAAAUACUUCGAGAAGGACGCAGUCCUCCAAUUCUUCUCCCGUCUGGGCAGCUCCGCGGACGUCCUGCGGCAGCUUGACGCCCUGCUGCAAGUCGGCGUGGUCGGCGUCGGCGUUGGAGCAGAUGGACAGGUCUGCCUACGGGACUUCCUUGAGUUUCUCUACGUCCAGCAUGACCAGCUUUCCAACUCCGAAGCGCCGGAAGCGCCGCUGCCCUGCGGCCUAUUCGCGGGGACCAACGAGUACGUCCUGGUGAAAGCAGAUGGAGAAAUUCUCAAGUUCAAGCUGGCAGGAGAGUGUCAAGAAAUUACCAAACGUCCUGUGUCUUCGUGGCAAAAGAUCAAGAAAGACUUCUGGGAAGUUUCUAGACUCGAGACCUUUGACGAACAGCACGGUGUCUUUCGAAUCGAUGCUGCUGAAGUGCAGUUGCGCGAAGAAGAUGUGCCCAAGUUAGUUGGACAUGAGGUGCAUGCGCAGCUAACCAAGCCACAGGGAUUUUCCAGCGCGCUGCUUGGGACCUUCACGGAUUGCUUUGUGAAUCAGGGGGACAAGGCUCGCUUCAGACUUUCCAUCAGCAAAGAUGCUGGAGUCUAUGUGGAGUACGAUGGAAAGUCGAAGGAAUCCGGGCAGUAUAACUUGCUGGACGCAUUUCGUUCCCAGCUGGCCGAAGUGAAACGACCCACGGGAAUCCUUUGGACGCUGCGACUGGGAAGCGAUGGCAACUACCAGCUGCUGCCACCGCCUUUGAAGGUGAUCACCUUAACAACCGGCCAAAGCUUCGAUUUGUCCCACUGCGUCCACAGCGAGCCCGCAGCGGUGCUGCUGGGGCCACGCAUUGGACUCAAUGGCAACGUCCUGGAAGGAGAGGGGGAAUGCAUCGUCUCCUUUCCCGGGAAAUACGCCGAUUGCUGGCGCCUUUGUGUGGAAAGAUCGCUCCAUCGGACCAGUGUGGCCUGUGUUUUUCUUGGGGACGAACACGGCUGGGGCCAGCACGCGGAGAAUCCGGAGGAGAUUGGGAAGUGCUACUGCCACGCCUUGUAUGGUGAAAGAGGGCACCAACAGUUUGGCUUCCGGAGCAACGCCGAGUAUGAAGCGAACGGGCGUCGCCCACUCUGGGGCUGCCUUUGGUUCAAGCGUUGGCGCGACAAUGUGGAGCUUGCUGUCAGUCGGAGACAACGCCUGGUGGCCUAUUUCUUCGAAGGACAAGUGGGUGAAGGAUUGAUUACUUGGCCGGAGCUCUGCAAGAAGGAAACGAAUCUCUGGGACGGCAAGGGCUUGGGAGCUUCGCAAAAAGCUGAGCUGGCUUUCUUGCAGAAGAUGGGCUAUGACUUUGAGCAGCGAGACGUCACAAGCUGCCGCUUGUCGGAGAUCCUGGGAGAGAUCGAAGGUGAGAUUUUUCUCAAGGUGGACGUGGAAGGAGGUGAAAUCCAAGAGCUGGAGACCAGCCGUUGGGUCCCGUUGGUCAUUUGUGGGCUGUGCAAAGACCACAGUUUGGAGGUGGAAUACUUCAAGCAACCCAGCUCUGAAGCACAAGAUUUGGAGGUGUUGGAGUCGGGAGCAUGGGGUGUGAUGAAGACGGAGUCCGACGGUUGGUGGGUGGCUUCAUCGGAUUUCGGGAUGUUUCGUGUAGGCCUGUGCGCCUUGAAGUGUUGCGGCGAGGAUCGCUUCAAAGACUCGCAGGAGCUGCAGCGCUGGCAGCAGUUGGCCAAGGUCCUGGGGCCGGAAGACCUGGCCUUAGAGGCCACGGAGCUGGUCUUCACCAUGAAGGUGGUCCUGGAAAAAUGGCCGGAGGAGCAGGACAACGAAUUCUUCUCCAAUUUCACCCGAAUCCUCUCAGAGUUGGCGGAAGAAGCCGAUGAGUUCCAAAGUCUAUGGGACGACGUGCGCUCGCGCAAGCAAGCCAUUGCCGACUGCGCGGGCAACUGUGAUGAACAGCUCAUGACCUUGGCGCAACGCACUCACUUUAGCGUGAUGGAGAUCGAACGUCUCCGCAAGGAGGUCAGUGACAUGCGCCGCAAUCCGCGCCAGCCCGCCAAAGUCGACUUGGACAGUUUCAAGGAGCUUGUGAAACGAGCAGUUCCUGAGUUCCCCACGGAUCUAUGUGGUCGCCUGUUCCAGAAACUGGACUGUUUCCGCGUGGGUCGUUUGUCCUUCGUGGAACUCGCGUGUGGCAUGUCUGCUUUAUCCCUGGGCACCAUGGAUGAGAAAUUGCAGGUGUGCUUCGAUAUGUUCGACUCUGAAGGUCGUCGCGCCCUGUCGCUCUCCGACGUGAAUGACCUGUGCAGCACAUUGUUCCGCGUAGCUUUGUCCAGUGGCAUGGGCCACAAGCAAGCCUCCACCGAUGAGGUGGUCAAUCACUUGUCCAAGAAGUCCUUUCGUUUGGAGGAGGACCGUGGCGACGCGAAUGCAGCCACCUUCGCUGGUGAAAGGUCCAGUUCCUUCAAUGCGUGCACUCCACCGCGUCGGCGUUUGGAGAUCACUGCGGAUGGCUCACCACCGGUGGAACGCUCCAGUAUGCCCACAUCCCAGCGACAGGUCCCAAAGACCCUUUCAAACGAGGAUCCCUCUCACGCCAUGCUCUUGCGGCUUCUAGCUGCAGCCAAGGUGCGAACGCCUGGCGGUCCCUGGUUGGUGGCCUUUGAGGACUUCUGCAACGCCGCCAGGAUGGAGCCGGCCUUGCGACUCGGACUUCGGAGAUCCGAAGGGAUGCAGAUUGGG
Molecule: messenger RNA, 2766 nt
Organism: Cladocopium goreaui
Lineage: Eukaryota; Dinophyceae; Suessiales; Symbiodiniaceae
Source: the annotation of a GenBank genome assembly